Molecule: messenger RNA, 1190 nt
Organism: Chaetomium fimeti
Lineage: Eukaryota; Fungi; Ascomycota; Sordariomycetes; Sordariales; Chaetomiaceae
Product: Longin-like domain-containing protein
Exons: 2
Coding region: 323-970 (215 amino acids)
Biological process (GO): endoplasmic reticulum to Golgi vesicle-mediated transport; vesicle fusion with Golgi apparatus; retrograde vesicle-mediated transport, Golgi to endoplasmic reticulum
Cellular component (GO): ER to Golgi transport vesicle membrane; endoplasmic reticulum membrane; endoplasmic reticulum-Golgi intermediate compartment
Molecular function (GO): SNAP receptor activity
Source: RefSeq, a predicted model, not a curated record
CCACUUCCAGAAUCGAUCACAGCUUCGCGAAGAGAUACCAUUGACAGAUAAUUGCACAGCAAGGCGUUUUAAAGAUAAAUUGGCUUGAAACGAACACAGCUGCUCCUCCAUACCUUGCUAGAACCCACUCUUUACCGCCAAGCCAGGACCCUUUUGAUGACGACACCGUCCUUGUUUUGAAAAGCCACGUUACUGUACUUUGAUACCUUGGUGGCCGGCCUACAACCACACCGAGGGACAGUUUACAAUCGCAACUCCAACCCCAACCAACCCGAAUAUUGGCGGACCAUAAUCGCACACUAUACACACACACACAUCCAAGAUGAUCCGCUCAACACAGAUUGCGAGGCUCGACGGCCUCAUGCUCUGCGCCUCCGUCGACGACUCCGAGACCGAGCAGGCCCUCUCGGAAGUAAAAUCCCAAGUGAAGCUGAUCCUGCGGCGACUCAGCCGCACCUCGGAGCCACAAGCAUCGAUCGAGAGCGGCGCCUACACGCUGCACUACCUGAUCGCAGCGGACAUCGUGUACGUGGCGAUCACGGAGCGGACGUACCCGCGCAAGCUGGCGUUCACGUACCUGUCGGACCUGGCGACCGAGUUCUCGACGACGUACCCGGCGGCGCAGCUGCAGAGCGCCGUGCUGCGGCCCUACGCCUUCAUGGAGUUCGACACCUUCAUCAGCCGCACCAAGGCCACCUACAGCGACGCCCGCGCGACGCAGAACCUCGACAAGCUCAACGACGAGCUGCGCGACGUCACCAAGGUCAUGACCAAGAAUAUCGAGGAUUUGCUGUACCGCGGGGAUAGCUUGGACCGCAUGGGCGAGCUGAGCAGCAGGCUGCGCGACGACAGCAAGAAGUACAGGAAGGCGGCCGUCAAGAUCAACUGGGACUUGAUGCUGAAGCAGUACGGGCCGUUUGGGGCUCUCGGGCUGAUCAUGCUGGUGUUUAUGUGGUGGCGCUUCUUUUGAGCGGGAUCUGGCGGGUGAACGGUGGUCGGUUGUUGCUGUAUAGGAUUGCUUUGUUUUCGGCCUCAGCAUCGGCGUUGGGGUUAUGAAAUUCGACGGCCGGUUGUGCCGUUACCUUCUGUGUAUGCUCGGUUGAUGCGUGUAUGAACUAAAUAUUAGACGGCCAUGCUGAAUGAAGCAUGGGUGGGGCAUAAUGCCGAACUUUGGGUGUUUUCUCUCCGGC